UGAAGCUCAUCAUUCAACUUCCGGGUUAGAAAUUGUGCGUGAAGUCUUCUUUCAAAUUUAUUUGGACGAACUUCUGGGGCAGCUUAACCUCGUAAAAUGUCCCGAGGCUCGAGUGCAGGGUUCGAUCGACACAUCACCAUCUUCUCCCCCGAAGGAAGACUUUACCAAGUCGAAUAUGCUUUCAAGGCCAUAAACCAAGGUGGACUCACGUCAGUAGCCGCCAGAGGGAAGGACUGUGCGAUUGUUGUAACACAAAAGAAAGUACCGGACAAGCUUCUGGAUUCGGCCACAGUGACCCACCUCUUCAGAAUAACCGAUAAUAUUGGAUGUGUGAUGUCGGGGAUGACCGCUGACAGCAGGUCCCAAGUGCAGCGCGCUCGCUACGAGGCGGCCAACUGGAAGUACAAGUACGGUUACGAGAUCCCAGUGGACAUGCUGUGCAAGAGACUUGCUGACGUAUCACAAGUGUACACGCAGAAUGCUGAGAUGCGACCGCUGGGCUGCUGCAUGAUCAUGAUCGCCAUAGACGAGGAGCACGGCCCCCAAGUGUACAAAUGCGACCCAGCAGGCUACUACUGCGGCUUCAAGGCCACGGCCGCCGGCGUGAAGCAGACCGAAGCCACCAGCUUCUUGGAGAAGAAAGUGAAAAAGAAACUUGACUGGACCUUUGCACAAACUAUUGAGACAGCCAUCUCUUGUCUGUCAACCAUUCUUUCCAUUGACUUCAAGCCCUCUGAGAUCGAGGUGGGCGUUGUCACAACGCAGGACCCAAAGUUCAGGAUCCUGACAGAGACCGAAGUGGACGUUCACCUGGUGUCCCUGGCGGAGCGGGACUGAGCGGAGACAAGCUGCUGUUUCUUUGUUUGCUGUGCAUUCUCCCAUUCAGUAAUAAAAAUGUUUUUCAAGUAAAAUAA
This is a messenger RNA of Gasterosteus aculeatus aculeatus (three-spined stickleback), 914 nucleotides long. Its product is annotated as proteasome subunit alpha type-6. The record is from RefSeq and is a predicted model, not a curated record. Gene Ontology annotation, cellular component: proteasome core complex, alpha-subunit complex; proteasome core complex. NCBI's taxonomy places the organism in Eukaryota, Metazoa, Chordata, Actinopteri, Perciformes, Gasterosteidae. Gene Ontology annotation, biological process: ubiquitin-dependent protein catabolic process.